GCUAUCUAAUUACCGCAAGCGAAAACAAGUAUAAAUUGUAGUUCUACAAUCAACUAGAAACGACUAUAAUUCAAAGAGUUGUGAGAUAUUCUUUACUGAUAUCUAGGUACCUGGUGAAAAAUAUGAAUUUAUUUCUGAUUACGUGCGUUUUCGCUGUGGCUUUGACUCCUGCUAUGGGUGGCAUUGCAAGCAGUUCACUAUUACUUUCUGACUCUGACAUAUUGGCCGAAGAUCCAAAAAAGCUAUUACCAAAUUUGGAUACAUUAAGUGGAGGAGAAAAAGUGUUCAUGCUGAACAAUAAGGGUUUUCCUCAAGCACAGGCCUAUGCAGGAGCACGUAGAGUUAUUAAGGGCUCACUUUGGCUGGAAAAAUGCUGUGGAAUGAAAGGCUCCGACUAUUCAAAAUCAGUGAGAUCAAUUGCAGACAAUUUUGCUGCUCAUCAGGAACAAUUUGCUUUGUAUGAUAUUCUUGGACCAUUGAAUGAUGUGUUUAAGGGAUUUGUUUUAGGACAUAAAAUAGCACCCGAUUAUGUAUAUUCCAAUUCACAAUAUAAAGCUGCUGUAAAAUUGUUUGACACAGCAGCAGUCCAACUCAAAGCCGAACAUGACAAAAUGUCAACUCUUCUCGAUACAAAACGAGUGAUUGAAAAAGUUUGCGUUGAUCUCCACACGAAUAUGUGCUAUUUGAAGGGAUAUACGCUUAAACCUCCAAUGGCUGCAUCGGCUGCCUAGACCAAUUGUGUUCAGUUGUUAUUUGAAGAGAUGAUAAAAUAUUAGGACGAAUAGAUCUUUUAUAAAGGAUUUUAUUUCGUUGUACAUUUUUGUUGGCAACUUGUUUUUUUUGUUCACACACAAUUUAGGUUGUAAUUAAAUGCAUAUUCACAUGUAAAUUAAAAAGGAAUGUAGAUUAUUUGAAUUGGAAAA
Messenger RNA from Contarinia nasturtii (swede midge), 923 nucleotides. RefSeq lists its product as uncharacterized. The record is from RefSeq and is a predicted model, not a curated record. NCBI's taxonomy places the organism in Eukaryota, Metazoa, Arthropoda, Insecta, Diptera, Cecidomyiidae. The coding region runs from base 123 to 731 and encodes 202 amino acids. The transcript has 8 exons.